AUGAAUGGCGCGGAAGCAUACGAUGAACUGUUCACGCCAAAUCAGGAAUUGAUGGAUAUUUAUCAGAAGAGAGAACUGGAAGUAAGAUAUUUGAAGUUUAUGGAGAAGAGAUUUGUGAUUAAGGAUGGAGAGCUGAGUGAGCUACCACCAGAACAAGCCGAUGACAAUAACCCUCUUCCAAUGAAUUUCCACGUGGAGGACAAUUUCACGUAUUCCGAGACUUCAAAACUGUUGAAACCUUCUGAAUGCAAGAUUCUUCGAGCGGAAUUCGACACGAGGGAGAGAGAUAUCUUUGUGAAGGAGUUGGAAGCGAGGGUCAAGGUGCUCUGGCCCAACUCAUCGUUCUCCUCGGUGUCCUGUGGAAGUCAUGUGUGUGAAUCGAAAUGCGAACGAGCCAUCGUCUUCUCGUCGGAGUCGAAUGAUUGUGGGGAGUGGUUGGGUAAAUGGUUCACGGGAUGUGUUGUUGUAUUCUGUGAUCACAAACAUGUCUUGGCUUAG
This is a messenger RNA of Caenorhabditis remanei, 498 nucleotides long. RefSeq lists its product as uncharacterized. The coding region runs from base 1 to 498 and encodes 165 amino acids. Lineage: Eukaryota; Metazoa; Nematoda; Chromadorea; Rhabditida; Rhabditidae. The transcript is spliced from 3 exons. The record is from RefSeq and is a predicted model, not a curated record.